This is a messenger RNA of Cyclopterus lumpus (lumpfish), 1895 nucleotides long. RefSeq names its product transmembrane protein 170B (gene tmem170b). The coding region runs from base 1 to 465 and encodes 154 amino acids. The record is from RefSeq and is a predicted model, not a curated record. Gene Ontology annotation, biological process: negative regulation of canonical Wnt signaling pathway. NCBI's taxonomy places the organism in Eukaryota, Metazoa, Chordata, Actinopteri, Perciformes, Cyclopteridae. The transcript has 3 exons. Gene Ontology annotation, cellular component: plasma membrane.
AUGCCUGCAUCUCAAGCCAAGUACAGCUAUUCGAUAAAGAGGCGGGCGAAGCCGGGCGGCGGCGGCACAAACAUGACAACGAACCGGGAUUAUUCCGUUAAUCUGUCGGUGCAGCAAGUGCUGAGCCUUUGGGUGCACGGCACGACACUGCAGCACUUCACAGAGAUGUGGUACUGGGUGUUCCUGUGGUGUCUCUUCUCCUCGCUCUUCCUCCACGGGGCGGUGGGGCUGCUCAUGUUGGUCAUGCUGCAACGCCACAAGAGGGGCCGCCUCAUCACCGUGGUGCUGGUCAGCGCGGGUUUCCUGGCCUCCCUCUCCGGAGGCGUCAUCACCAGUGCGGCGGUGGCGGGGGUGUACCGCGUGGCGGGGAAGGACAUGGCGCCGCUGGAAGCCCUGUUGUUGGGCGUGGGCCAGACCUGCCUCUCCAUCAUCAUAUCCUUCUCACGCGUCCUCGCCACUCUCUGAGGCGGAAGCUGCAGGCGCUGAGGCCACAGCGAGCCAAGUCGAGGCCAAUCAAGGCCGAUGGAGAGACUUUUGUUUCCCGGUGGUUUCGCAGCUGGAAGAGGAGGCAGGAAAUGCUCUGGACCUUUUUCCUUCUCCUGGACUUGAAAGCAAUGUUGUUGUUUUUUCCGGGUGUUUCCAGAGUUGCAUCACUUCUUCGUGCCAACAGCCUUCUCUGGGACAUCCAGAUGCCUUUUUAUGGCCACUGACUCUUGAAGGAUUUCUGUUGCACCUUUGGGUUGGGGGGAGGGGGAGGGCACCUCUUUUUAAAAAGGGAAAAAGAAACAGCAGAGUGACGAACCUGUAACGAUGAUCUCCUUCGAACAAAAGCAAUGAGCAAUGAGUGGUGAUCAGGGAGGGACAACCCGGCGUUGGAUCACCAGCGAAGAACACCAUGUUUCUUCAGUAUUGAACAUCAGCCUCACCUCAAGGCCUUCACAACGUUCAUUCCUUUUUCUUUCUUUUUUUUUUUUAAAGCUGCGCCGUCCGAGACGCAGCUUUGAGUUUAGCACUUUGUAAAUGUUUGAGACGCCCUACGCCUAACGUGGCGGGGAAUCAGUGGACGUGGAGGAGAGGGGAAAAAAACCAGCAUCGCCGCUUUGUUCGGCCUGAAAUAUUGAUGUGUGUCUACCUGUGUGCCAAGGAGAAACCCAGAUUGGAGUUUAAGGAACACUUCGACACGUCUGGGAAAAUAGCCUCGCUCGCUUUCUUGCUGAGAGUUAGUUAGAUUUGUACGUUUUGUACGGCAAAUAUGAAGCUAGAGAGUUAGCUUAGCUUAGCAUAGGGACUGGAAACGGAGGGGAACAGCUAGCCAGGCUCUCUCCGAUGGCAACAACAAUCACACACCUCGCUUGUUGAGUCUAAAAUCAGCGUUUUGUCAUUUUAUCGUAGUUUUAUGCACCCGACUGUAUCGGUACCAAUUACAUUUGAUCUGGUUUGGUAGCGGUAACCCAACGCUACUUUAUUUUGGUGCUACUUUACUCUCUCUGUCAUUUCAGUUGUGAAAACAUAGGACCACUAUAGUAAUACUCUCUCUCAGUUUGCGCUCUCAAGUACCAACGUUUGGCACCGACUGAUUUCACGUGAAUCGGUACUCGGUGGUAGCGACGUCAUUCCGGUCUUUACCCUGAAAAGUACCGUGUUCGGUACCCAGCCUGUUUCAAGUCUUUGUGCUAAGCUAAGCUAACUGGCUGCUGCUUUCAGCUUUAUUCUAUUUAUUUGUUUCAGUGUCUUGCUCAAGGACACUUGGACAUGUUUGAGAGGCGGAUCGACCUCUCCGCUUUAAGGAGAAUAAGUGUCGAAAUGUUCCUUUCAAGCAGACCGAGUCGGCCUGGACGAGCCCUCAUAAGGAUUCAAGAUCAGCUUCCUCUUAUUCAGGUUUUAAGAAAGAUGAG